This is a messenger RNA of Candoia aspera, 4059 nucleotides long. RefSeq names its product SERTA domain-containing protein 2-like. The record is from RefSeq and is a predicted model, not a curated record. The transcript has 2 exons. Gene Ontology annotation, cellular component: nucleus. NCBI's taxonomy places the organism in Eukaryota, Metazoa, Chordata, Lepidosauria, Squamata, Candoiidae. Gene Ontology annotation, molecular function: transcription regulator activity. Bases 170 to 1024 code for a protein of 284 amino acids.
CCCGCCUCCUCUCCUCCUUCCCGUCUCUCCUCAGCACGCAAGCAUUUGGCCAUCCCAGCCCCUCUAAGGGAUCCCGGCUGGCUGGGUUGGGAGCCAGCGCCGCGCCGCCCAGCUUAGGGACAGGGGAUCCCGUGUGUUCCUUCACUCGCUCUGGAGCUCUAGCAGGUUCAUGUUGGGAAAGGGUUUGAAACGCAAGCUGAGUGAUUAUGAAGAGAACAUGGCUGGUGUGUCAAGUGCCUUUGAUUCCAGUCGAAACCUGCCAUACCCACUCAAGCGUCAGUUGGUGCUCAAUGUUUGCCUUGCCAAGUUACAGACAUAUAAGAUGCUGGUGGAACCAAAUCUACAUCGUUCUGUGCUUAUAGCCAAUACUGUCAGACAAAUCCAAGAGGAGAUGAGGCAAGAAACUAGCCAACAGCCUGUUAACAUGUGCGGUGGUUUAAGUACCACCCCUUCCAAUUACCUAGGUUUUGAUUUGUUUGGAAUGCCUUCACACUUUUUGCCUGGAAUUAGUCAACAGGAAUCAUAUGGUUAUGAACCACGGUCUAUAGAAAGUCCAAUUGAAAAUAGCUUGUUGAUGGUUUCAGAUAAUGACAUGUCAUCAGCCAUUUCCUCUAUUCUAAAAGAUUUGGACUUCAUGGAAGAUGUGAGUCCACCUACUUACUUGGCUGGAUCAGGAGAUGAUCAGUUCAAGACUUCAGAAAUGCCAGUUCUUAAAUUAGAAGAAGAUAGACAAGACUUAAAAGGAGUAGAAUGUGCUUUUGGUUCCUUUGAAAUUUCAAAUUCAACUAGUUACUUGAAAGACUUGGCUAUUGAUGACAUAUUUGAAGAUAUUGACACUUCAAUGUACGAUUUUGACUUUGACUGCCCCUCACCAACUCCUCCGAGAACACUGUCUUUGGCAACAACAGAAGAGAUGUUGAAGACAUUCCCUUCUUGCAAUUCUUCCUCAGCAAGCAACAUCCCAAUAUGCAGAAGUGAUAUCACUGAUUUAGACCAUAUUAUGGAAAUUCUUGUAGGGUCUUGACACUUUUACAGUCCAAAGAUACUUUUUCCUAAGCUGCCAUACAGUGAUGGUUUGAAGAUAAGCCACAGAAGGGAGCGAACAUCAAAGUGUUAUGCCAAAAUGGCAGCUACAGUCAUUUUCUUUAAUGGUUCUCAAAACCUCCCUAAAAUUCAUAUAAACCAAAAAAAAAAAAUGACAGCCUGUUAUAUAAAAUGGAGUAUUUAUUAAAUCAAUUGUGCAAUCUUUUUAGCCCUUUUAGGACAUACAUGAGUAUAUCUCAUGUGUUUGUUUAUUCCUACAAAUCUAACUUUUUAAUGUGCAAUUUUUAAUCUGUGUGAAGGAUUUGCAGAACAGCAAUUUUCAUAAGAGGGGAAACAUCAUCUGAAGUCUAAAGAUUUAUUUUUAGUAUUAAAUUACAUUCUUUAUUGGCAUUCACUGGAGUUGCAUACUUGGGUUUGCAGCCUCAGUACAGUAUAUUUUUAAAAAUAUUUAAGGAACUACAGAUCUCUUCCCUUUUACUGAAAACUCUAGAAGUUUGGCAGCAAAAUCUCUUGCAUUUUGUAAAACAUUUAAAACUAUUUAUUUUUGUAAAUUUUAUAGUCUUUUUACAUUUUAUUACAAUGUUCUAGUUUGGAGAUGAAUUUCUGGUUGGAUGUGGCUGGCACUACCUCUGUUAGCAGAAAUGCUUUAGCUCUUUUCAGUGCUUUGUCUAACACUGCAGAUCUUUUAGUUUUCUUGGAUGAUAUUUCUGGUGGUAGAAGCAAAUGCAGCAAUUUGCUGAUUGGUUAAAUUUUAUGGUAUUUAAUUGUAAUUUAUAUGUAUAUUGUCCAAUUUUAGAACUUUGUCAGUAUUAUGUGCAUCAAUUUGAGGGUAAUACGGCUUUUUAAAAUUUAGUAUUUUCUGUAUAGUUAGAGCUGUUUUAAUUCUCUGAAACAGAAUUUUAGAUUUUAUGUGCAAUAUAUCAUUUAAACAGGCCACUUUUGCACAUCCUGUAUUAUAAGGAAAUACAUAAAAUCUAGGUGAUGGAAAUUCAUAAUACUGAUGGUAUCAGAAGUAGACCAUGCAAUUCAGUCUACUGGCAGCUCUGUGCAAGAUCUGUAAGAGUUGAAUAUGGCUUGCUUAAGCACCGCUCUGAUUUUGCACAUCUCCUUUUCUUAAAAUGGAACUUCAGUUGUCCAAAGUGCUCACAGUGUAUUGUAUCUUCUUAGUGGCAGUUUUUAUCUUGGUUUGGCCAAAUAAAGUUGUAAUUGAGUAGAAGCCCAGUAAAUCAUCCUGCCAUUAGAGACUUGGUAAUCUGCCUACAAGAAUUACACUUCAAAUUACAGAAAUAGUUUUUUUGUCACAUCCCAAGAUAGGUUUGCCAUUUGCACAUAAUAUGCUGAAGUGUAUGAUUGUGUAUGAAGCCUGCCCUAACCCAACUUUGGUGCCACUUGGCAGGCUGUUUCAGUGCUGGUGCCAUUUGGGGACAGCACUGUGUUGCCAAAAUGGUGACAUUUUGACCACAACCUCUACUGUCCCAUGGUCAUAGAAGUAGCACCUGCCUACUUCUUACUGAAUAUAUGUGGCUACUCUAUGUUCCUAUAGUGUAAUAUCGCAUCACUGAGGAGUCCAGUAAGUUUGAAACGGAUACAAUAAAGCACUCAUCAAGCAAGCAACACAAUAGGUGUAGGUAAGUAAAAAAAAAUGAUGGGAGAAACAGGGCGCAAAAACAUUACCAUUGUAUCUACUGGCACGUGGACUUUUAUAUGUGCAUCUAUCCACCUAUUCCUUAUUCAUUUUUUCCACUGAACAGAUGGAAUUGCAGCAUGAGCUGGAAGUUUGCUAGCUUUGGAAGCAAAACAUCCACACUUGGUUGUAUAUUCACAGUAUAUGUUUUUUGUUUAACAAGAAGGCAGCACAAAAAAAUUAAAUGAAGCCUGUCUUCAAGAACACUAAUAUUUAUAAGUAACUUUCUAGGAGGAUGGGAGGCACUUUUUAAAAUAGAACUGCAGAAUACACAUUGGCCAACCAUCUGAAUUGCAGUAGAAGCCACUUAUAGGAUGGCCAUUUUCUAAUGGUAACUUCUGGCCAUGGUGAUUGAAAGUCCUACCUAAAAGGUUGGACCCCCUUAAAAUAAUCUAUUGGGGCUGAUGUUUACCUUCCAUUUCCACCUACCAUUUUCCGUGGUAUUGGAGCCAAUCCACUACUCAACUUGAAAUGCAAUGUGAUGUGGGUCACCUGAUGUGGCUGCUGCAUUGAAUGUGUGUGGCAUUGCAUUUGGGGGAUGAAAGGGAGCUGUCUGGCACUGUUUGAAGCUGAAUGUACACUGUAAGAGAAGCAGACAUUCAUGGUGACAUACUAAUACCAGUUGCAGAAACAUCAGGAAAGCUGAUUAUCUGAUGCUGAGGGACUAUUCAGGCCUCAAAGACUGUAGCUUAGUGUAAAAACUAUUAACAAAGCAACUAAUGUUAGAAUAUGGUUGUGGCAUUGAUGAGGAUAGCGAUCCCAUGGAUACAUGAAGAAAAUAGGUUCAGGAUGGGACAGUGGCUAUUGCUUAGUAUUGUGUAUCUUGUUUUGCUAUCUCCUUUCAUUCUUUUCACUUUACCAUUCAAGGGGAAUCUUACAAGCAUCAGUGGAAUUUUAAGACUUUGCCAUACGUUUAAUCUUCAACAAGAAUCAAAUGCAAUCUUUUGUUGAAAACCUGUGAUUCUUUCAUUUAGUACUGGUCCUUUACCUUCCACCCAACUUGAGUCAUGACUGAGCUGGAUUCCACAAACUAAUCCCAAGUCAAUCCAGUUUUAUUUGCUUAAUGCAUACUUUGGCAGUUGAAAUGUAUUUAUAUGCCUAAGAGAUUUGCAGUUACAUCUAAAUUAUAGUAGACCCUUUUGCAAAAUAUUGUCUAUCCUUGAUGUAAAAAGGAUUAGGUGAAAAGAAUGUAUACAGUUCGUGCAUAAUGCUUCUUUUGUAUAUAGCAAAAUGAAUCUCAAAAAUGGUAAGGGCCUUCUGCACUGUGAUAAAGCAGACUAGUGGUUAAAAGAAUAUUUUUUAAAAUUCCCUUAAUAAAUAUUUGAAUCUAA